Antrostomus carolinensis (chuck-will's-widow) is the source of this 375-nucleotide messenger RNA. Its product is annotated as transcription initiation factor IIA subunit 1-like. The transcript is spliced from 3 exons. Gene Ontology annotation, cellular component: transcription factor TFIIA complex. Gene Ontology annotation, biological process: transcription initiation at RNA polymerase II promoter; transcription by RNA polymerase II. NCBI's taxonomy places the organism in Eukaryota, Metazoa, Chordata, Aves, Caprimulgiformes, Caprimulgidae. The annotation marks the transcript as partial. The record is from RefSeq and is a predicted model, not a curated record.
CCUAAAUUGUACAGGUCUGUAAUUGAAGAUGUCAUCAAUGAUGUCCGAGAAGUUUUUCUGGAUGAAGGAGUGGAUGAACAAGUUCUUAUGGAACUCAAAACACUGUGGGAGAACAAGCUGAUGCAGUCCAAGGCUGUAGAUGGCUUCCAUUCAGAAGAGCAGCAGCUUUUAUUGCAGGUGCAACAGCAGCAACAGCAGCAGCAGCAACAGCAGCAUCAUCACCACCACCAUCACACACAACCUCAGCCACAGCAGACCGUGCAGCAGCAGUCUCAGCCACAGCAGGUCCUUAUUCCAGCGUCUCAGCAAGCACCUCAGCAGCAGGUCAUUGUGCCGGAUUCCAAGCUGAUACCGCACAUGAAUGCGUCAGGCAUG